CCUGUAUGGGCCACAAUCGAUUAUAAACGUUUGUUGUGCUUUCUUUCAAUUUCUUCUGCUACAUGUGCUGGUUUUCGAUUUGACGGUGUAAUUCAGAUUUCGUUUUGUCUUUUAGACUAUCUCAUCAACUAGCAGAAAAAUGUCAAAGCGUAAUCAACCUGUUUGGGAAAAACCUGUUCUGAGUGAAAAGUCAAAAUUAAAACUAUACAAUAGUUUAACUCGAGAAAAGGAAGUUUUUAUACCUCAGUAUGGGAAUAAAGUACUUUGGUAUAGCUGUGGUCCUACAGUUUAUGAUGCUGCUCAUAUGGGGCAUGCAAGGUCAUAUAUAUCAUUUGAUAUUCUUCGAAGAGUGUUAUCUGAGUACUUUGGUUAUGAUGUCUUCUAUGUCAUGAACAUAACAGAUAUUGAUGAUAAGAUCAUCAAAAGAGCGAGGCAAAAAUUUUUAUUUGACGAAUAUGUCAAGAAGAGCACAGAUGUGAAAACAGUUAUAUCCGAUGUGCGUGAAUCUGUUCAAAUUUAUAAAAAAUUGUUGGAAACUACUGAAGAUGUAGAUAAAAGAACAAUGCUGGAAAAUAUAAUAGAAAAAACAGAAAAUGCUGUACAGAAUGCUGAAAAUAGCAUUUCCUCAAAAACAGAUGAUCAGCAAGUUUUGAAAAGUCUGUUGCUUAGCAGUGAGGAUACAAUAAGUGAAUGGCAAGAUAAGCUACAAAGUAAUACAGAAUUUGAUAACUCUAUAUUUUUCUCAUUGCCAGCAAUGUGGGAAGAAGCAUUUUAUAAAGACAUGGAAGCUUUAAAUGUUCUUCAACCAGAUGCAAUCACACGUGUUACAGAAUAUAUUCCAGAAAUCAUAAGUUAUGUGCAAAAAAUUAUUGACAAUGGUCUUGCGUAUGAAUCAAAUGGAUCUGUAUAUUUUGAUACAAUUAAAUUUGAUCAAAUGCCUAAUCACUUUUAUGGAAAACUAGUUCCUGAAGCUUUUGGAGAUUUAAAAAAAUUACAGGAAGGGGAAGGUGAAUUAAGUGUAUCGUCUGAGAGAUUAAGUGAAAAGAAAAGCCCUAGUGAUUUUGCUCUGUGGAAAUCUUCUAAACCAGGGGAACCUUCAUGGGAUUCUCCUUGGGGAAAAGGACGACCUGGGUGGCACAUAGAAUGUUCUGUAAUGGCCAGCAGUCUUUUGGGUGAAUCUAUGGAUAUUCACACUGGUGGAUUUGAUCUAAAAUUUCCUCAUCAUGAUAAUGAAUUGGCUCAGUCUGAGGCCUACUUCAAUAAUGACCAUUGGGUACGCUAUUUUUUGCAUUCUGGGCACUUGACCAUUUCUGGAUGCAAGAUGUCUAAAUCAUUGAAGAAUUUUAUCACUAUUAAAACUGCACUGGAACAAAAUACUUCAAGACAGAUCAGAUUAGCUUUCUUGCUCCACUCAUGGAAGGACACUUUAGACUAUAGUCCACAGACUUUAGAAAUAGCUCUUCACUAUGAAAAGCUUAUAUCAGAAUUUAUUCUGAAUGUUAAAGAUGCCAUUAGAGAUCUACCAAGGAAAGGUAGAGAAGCAUUUCAAAAAUGGGGGCCUGAAGAACAUACUCUAUAUUCUGUUUUCCAGAAUAAACAAGAUGGUGUUCAUGAGUCCUUGUGUGAUAAUAUUGAUACUCGAGGUGCCCUUGAAAACAUACGUGAACUUAUAUCAGCUACUAAUACCUACAUGAGUACCAAAAAAAUUAACCAGCUACCAUGUAAUCGGAAAGCACUUUCUAAUAUUAUGUCUUAUGUUUUAAAAAUAUUGCAGAUAUUUGGAGCUAGCUUUGGUGGUACAUCACAAGAAUCCUCAGAAAACUCAUCUACAACAGAGAUUAAUGAAGAUUUGGUUAUGCCUUAUUUGAGAACAUUAGCAGAUUUCCGAGAAAAUGUCAGGCAACAAGCAAAAGAAAUUAAAGCUACAAAUAUCCUUAAGAAAUGUGAUGAAUUAAGAGAUGAUAUAUUACCGAACUUAGGAGUGCGAUUGGAAGAUCAGGAAGGAAUGAAAGCUGCCAUCAAACUAGUGGAUCCUGCAGAGCUUGCUAGAGAAAAGGAGAUGAAGUUAAAAGCUGAAGCGGAAAAGAAAUUAGAGAAGGAGAGAAAGAAACAAGAGCAAGAGGCUUUGAAAGCAGCCAGGGAAGCCAUUAAAAAAAUGCCUCCCAGUGAAAUGUUUAAAUCUAUGACUGAUAAAUAUUCCAAAUUUGAUGACAAGGGAAUUCCUACUCAUGAUGUGGAAGGCAAAGAACUUACUGAAAGUCAGUUGAAAAAAGUCAUGAAGCUAUAUAAUGCACAAGAAAAGAAGUAUAACGAUUAUUUAAAAAGUAUAGCAAUUUCAUGAAAAUGACAGGACUCUUAGUCUAAUUUAUUUAUUCUUUUUUAAAAAGUAAAACUUUUACUUAUAAAGGUGGUGUGAUUAAUACUGGGUUGAAAUAAAUAUAUAUUCAAUUUGAAUUCAAAACCAUUAGAAUUUGCCUGAUAUGCUACAUCUGUAACAUAGACUGUGCAAUCUAUUUUAUUUCUUCUAGAAGAUAAAUUUAAUGCUGGUAAUUUUAUAAAUUUUCUGCAAAUUGUAGUUCAAAAUAUCAAAAUCUUGCUUAAUACUACAGUACCAAUCACUUAUAUUCCAAAAAAUCUGUUGUAUAAUUUAAAAAUAUUGCUACUUUUAUAUAAAAUAAAAUCUGAAGCUGAA
This is a messenger RNA of Argiope bruennichi, 2692 nucleotides long. RefSeq names its product cysteine--tRNA ligase, cytoplasmic-like (gene CysRS). The transcript is spliced from 21 exons. Gene Ontology annotation, molecular function: cysteine-tRNA ligase activity; ATP binding. The record is from RefSeq and is a predicted model, not a curated record. The coding region runs from base 140 to 2341 and encodes 733 amino acids. Gene Ontology annotation, biological process: cysteinyl-tRNA aminoacylation. Gene Ontology annotation, cellular component: cytoplasm. Lineage: Eukaryota; Metazoa; Arthropoda; Arachnida; Araneae; Araneidae.